Molecule: messenger RNA, 3368 nt
Organism: Ziziphus jujuba (common jujube)
Lineage: Eukaryota; Viridiplantae; Streptophyta; Magnoliopsida; Rosales; Rhamnaceae
Product: pollen-specific leucine-rich repeat extensin-like protein 3
Exons: 1
Coding region: 514-3018 (834 amino acids)
Molecular function (GO): protein binding
Source: RefSeq, a predicted model, not a curated record
CAAGCCACUUGACCAUUUGAAUUAGCUUUCAUUAAAAUGGGGGUUUAAUUAAUGGUGACAUGGAGGAGCUUGACUUUUGUAAACGUUAACGAAAACGUUAACUAACUUUGCCACCUAUGAUUUAGGUGUUCAUGCAAAAUAUUUCCCUCAUAGGAGAGAAGACUGGGUCUUUGCUGGUCUGUCAAUUACCCUUAACAUACAAAUUUAGUUAAAAUAAACCAAAACCCAACAUUUCUAUUCCUCAAAACAUACUCUAAAAUUAGAGCUAUCUUCAUGGAAAAACAAAAACAAAAACAACAAAAGCAAAAAUAGGCAUAACAACCAACCAAUUUUCUCAUGGUUGUGAAGAAACCAUCCUCUGAAUUAAAGAUGAGAGAAAUUGUUGCAGAGCCUCUCAAACAGCUUCUAUUCCAUUUGUCUCUUCCUAUAUAACAUUCAUUCCACACUAGUCUUCCUCGAUUCAUGUAGGCAGCCUUGGGCCUAUCCAAGGUGGCACUGCAGAUUGUUCUCAAAAUGCAGGCCUCAGGCUGCUUCUUAGCUUUCUUUCUCAUUGUUGUUUGCUUCAUCUCUUCUUCAUUCGCCUUGUCAGAAGAUGAAGUCUCCUUCAUCACUCAUAGGCAACUGUUAACUCUCCCUGAGAAUGGCGAUUUGCCUGAUAACUAUGAAAGUGAGGUUGAUUUGAAGGACUUGGAGUUUCCCAAUUCCAGGCUCAAACGUGCAUACAUUGCACUCCAAGCAUGGAAGUUGGCCAUUUACUCAGACCCACUCAACACUACAUCAAAUUGGGAAGGAGUUGAUGUCUGUUCCUACAAUGGUGUUUUCUGUGCACCAGCUCUUGAUGACCCAAAACUCAACGUUGUAGCUGGGAUUGAUCUCAACCAUGCUGAUAUAGCAGGUUACCUUCCUGUUGAGUUGGGUUUGCUCACAGAAAUGGCUCUUUUCCACAUUAACUCGAACAGGUUCUGUGGGAUAAUUCCCGAGAGCUUUUCUAGGCUAACUCUUCUCCAUGAGUUGGAUGUCAGCAACAACCGGUUUGUGGGUUUGUUCCCAAAAGUUGUUCUGUCAAUUCCAAACCUUAAAUACCUUGAUCUAAGGUACAAUGAUUUCGAGGGCAGAUUGCCUUCAGAGCUCUUCAACAAGGAAUUGGAUGCAUUGUUCUUGAACAACAAUCGGUUUGUAUCAACCAUUCCUGAAAACCUCGGCAACUCUCCGGUCUCGGUUUUCGUGGUGGCUAAUAACCAACUCCAUGGAUGCAUCCCUCAGAGCAUUGGGAAAAUGGGCAAGACUUUGAAUGAAAUUAUCAUCUCCAACAACAAGUUUGGUGGGUGUUUGCCUGCUGAGAUUGGCCAGCUUGGAAAUGUGGAGGUUUUGGAUAUUAGCUCAAAUGGGUUCUCAGGGAUUUUGCCCAAAACUUUCAGUUCCCUUGAGAAAUUGGAGGAAUUGGAUGUUUCAAGAAACAUACUAACUGGGUUUGUUCAGGAGAAAAUAUGCAAAUUGCCAAGCUUGACAAACUUCACAUUCUCAUACAAUUACUUCAAUGGUGAGGCAAAAGAAUGUGAACCAUCAUCUUCAAAGGACCUAGAAUUGGAUGACACAAGCAAUUGCUUACCUGAUAGGCCAAAGCAGAAAUCAGCAAAACAAUGCCAUCCCAUAGUGAGCAAACCAGUUGAUUGUAGCAAGGCCAAGUGUGGUGGAGGAGGAGGAGGAGGAGGAGGAAGAUCUUCACCAUCUCCUAAACCAUCAACCCAGAAGCCAAAAUCACCACCAUCAUCACCAUCUCACAAGCCAAAAUCACCAUCUCCAUCUCCACCUCCAUCUCCAUCAACUCCAACUCCAACACCAAAGCCACAACCAACACCAAAGCAAGAAACUCCAAAGCCAAAACCACAACCACCAAAACAAGAGACUCCAAAGCCACAGUCACCACCUAAACAAGAAACACCAAAGCCACAACCACAACCACAACCACCAAAACAAGAAGCUCCAAAGCCACAACCACAACCACCAAAAGAAGAAACUCCGGCACCAAAACCAUCUCCAACCCCGCUUUCUUCACCACCCCCACCCCCACGUGAUGAUCCUGCUGGCCCCUCCCCCAGGGGACGUGUCAGGUCUCCUCCACCACCGGUACCUGUUUCAUCCCCACCACCACCACCAGUACCAGUUUCUUCACCACCACCACCAGUUUCUUCUCCACCACCACCAGUACCGGUUUCAUCCCCACCACCGCCGCCGGUUUCUUCUCCACCACCGCCGCCGGUUUCUUCCCCACCACCGGUACCGGUUUCUUCCCCACCACCAUCGGAAUCUACUCCUCCAGGUGGUGGUGAUUCUUCUGACAAAUCUCCACCACCACCACCCCCAUUUUCUUCUCCUCCACCUCCACGUGAUGAUCCAUGGCUAAGCUCCCCUGUUGCGCUUCCUCGCGUCAGGUCUCCGCCACCUCCGCUUCGUUCUCCACCACCUCCUCCGGUUCACUCUCCUCCACCUCCGGUCCAUUCCCCACCACCUCCCGUCCACUCUCCACCCCCUCCAGUUCACUCCCCUCCACCGCCAGUUCACUCUCCACCACCACCACCACCGGCUCACUCUCCUCCACCACCAGUCCACUCUCCACCACCACCGGUCCAGUCUCCACCACCACCUCCUCCGGCCCACUCCCCACCUCCUCCGGUUCACUCACCACCACCUCCGGUCCACUCCCCACCACCUCCUGUCCACUCACCUCCGCCUCCGGUUCACUCUCCGCCACCACCAAAGCAGCCUCCACCACCUCCGGUGUACUCUCCGCCACCACCAAAGCAGUCUCCACCACCUCCGGUGUACUCUCCGCCACCACCAAAGCAGUCUCCACCACCUCCGGUGUACUCUCCACCACCACCUUCACCAUCUACUUCACCUCCUCCUCCUCCUCCUGCUUCCUCACCACCACCACCUCCAAUGGAAGAAUUGAUUCUCCCGCCAACCUUCGGCUUCGAGUAUUCGUCGCCACCUCCACCAAUGUUCCCUGGCUACUAAACGACACCGUAUCAUGGGUCUCUAAUCUUUCUUAUAUUUUCUUAACUCUCUUUACAGGUUUUACAAUCUUAACACCAUACAACACCCACUUUUGUUAGUUCAUAGUUUGUGUCAUCCGAAAAAAUCAAAAAAAAAAAAAAAAAAAAAAAACCAAAAAAAAUAUUAUAUGAAAAAUGUAAUUUUAUUUAUUUCUUCUAUAUGCCUCUCAACGACAAAUCAAAGUGACACCAUCGGCAAAGAUGUAUAUUAGAAAAAAUUAUUAAUUAAAGAAAAAAAUGUUAAAUUUAUUUGUAUUUUGCCAUGUAAUUUUUUUCCUUUGCUAUUAUAUUUAUUCUAUUACAUUUUUUUUU